ACGAUGCAAACAUGGCGACGAUGGUGUCUGUUUAAAGAGCAGCGACGCGUUUUCAUUCCCUCUCGACUACGACAAAUCGUAAUUAUCGUCGGCAAUAAUAAAGAAUCAUCAUGGGUAAUGCCGACACAAAAUUGAACUUCCGGAAGGCUGUGGUGCAAUUAACGUCGAAAACUCAGGUGAUUGAUUCAUCAGAUGAUAUAUUUUGGGAUCAGUUUUGGUCUGAGAACGUGACCAAUGUUCAGGAUAUCUUCACUCUGAUCCCAGCUCCAGAGAUUCGUGUGUUGAGGGAAGAAGCGCCUUCUAAUUUAGCUACGUUAUGCUAUAAGUCUGUCGAGAAAUUAGUUAAAGCAGUAGAUAAUAGCUGCAGAACUCAACGGGAGCAUCAAACUGUUCUGAAUUGCUGCCGUUUAUUGACUCGCUUGUUACCGUACAUAUUCGAAGAUCCUGAUUGGAAAGGAUUUUUCUGGUCUAGUUUACCUGGCAAAGAUGACGAAGAGAGUUUACCACUGGCACAUUCUCUGCUGAAUGCACUUUCUGAUUUGUUGUUUUGUCCUGACUUUACUGUAGCCGCAAACAGAAAGUCCGGGCCGGAUAAAGCCGACGAGUUGCAAUCGAUAGACAGUUGCGAAUAUAUUUGGGAAGCAGGAGUAGGCUUUGCGUAUUCGCCACCCAGGUAUCCGAUUCUAGACUCGAAUCGCACAGAAUUGCUGAAGCUCUUAUUAACAUGCUUCAGCGAAACCAUGUACAAUCCACCAAUGGAUCUAUCAAUCACACCAAACAGAUGGAUUCAGCAUUUAACUAGCAGUGAAAAUAGACACGCGUUACCUAUGUUUACAUCGCUUUUGAACACAGUAUGCGCAUAUGACCCCGUUGGAUAUGGAGUACCAUACAAUCAUUUGCUCUUUACUGAUUCCUUGGAACCGUUGGUCGAUGUCGCAUUACAAAUUUUGAUUGUAACUUUGGAUCACGAUACCACUGGCGGAGUGCCUUUAGAAGAGGGGGCAGUCGGAGACAAUUUAUUUAUUAAUUAUUUGAGUCGAAUCCAUCGCGAUGAAGAUUUCCAAUUUGUCUUGAAAGGCAUUACCAGAUUAUUGAACAAUCCGCUGAUGCAAACGUAUUUGCCAAACUCAACUAAAAAAGUGCAUUUUCAUCAAGAGCUGUUAGUCUUCUUCUGGAAAAUGUGUGAUUACAACAAGAAAUUUUUAUAUUAUGUGCUAAAAAGCUCAGAUGUUCUUGAAGUUCUCGUACCGAUUCUUUAUCAUUUAAAUGACUCACGUGCUGAUCAAUCACGAGUUGGUUUGAUGCACAUCGGGGUAUUUAUUUUACUUCUCUUAAGCGGAGAACGUAAUUUCGGAGUAAGAUUGAAUAAGCCAUAUACAGCUACAGUGCCUAUGGAUAUUCCUGUUUUUACAGGAACACAUGCCGAUCUUUUAGUCACUGUAUUCCAUAAAAUAAUCACGACUGGUCAUCAAAGACUACAACCAUUAUUCGAUUGUCUAUUAACAAUUCUAGUCAAUGUUUCGCCAUAUCUUAAAACACUAUCCAUGGUGGCUAGCACAAAACUGCUACAUUUGUUGGAGGCAUUUAGUACGCCGUGGUUCCUUUUCUCGGCGCCCACCAAUCACCAUUUGGUGUUCUUUUUGCUCGAAAUCUUUAACAAUAUUAUUCAAUAUCAAUUCGAUGGAAACAGUAAUUUAGUCUACACCAUAAUACGCAAACGACAAGUGUUUCACGCGCUCGCAAAUCUGCCUAGUGAUUGCAAUACAAUUGCAAAAUCCCUUAGUAAGAGGCAGCGUCGUCACAUGCCUGCGAGUACGUCUCAGGAGAAUGUCAGCGAGACAGCAAUGGAAGGAUCGCAUCCUGCGCAACCUGCCGAACCUGGUACUUUAAAGGCGUCUUUGUUGGAGACUCCUGGUAUCGAGAAAAUGACGGAAAAAGAAUCGGCGCAUCCGCUGAGUCCAUCAGCUAGUGUUGAUAUUGGUAAAUCAAUCAGUAAUCGAUCAGAGAGCAAGACGGAUAUAACAGAGGAAUCACUGAACGCGACCAAGAAUUCCGUGGUUCCGAAGGGCGGUAUUCGCGUGGCCGAGCAAGCGAGCACCAAUAAUGUCAAUAACGUUAAUCAAUGGGUACCGUCCAGUGAGUGGGUAUACCAAUGGAAGAGCAAGCUCCCAUUACAGACCAUUAUGCGAUUGCUUCAAGUUCUAGUUCCACAAGUCGAGAAGAUCUGCAUCGACAAGGGUUUGACAGACGAGAGUGAGAUUUUGAAGUUUCUGCAACAUGGCACUCUUGUCGGAUUGCUACCAGUGCCGCAUCCUAUUCUCAUCAGGCGGUAUCAGGCUAAUGCUGGCACAACCGCAUGGUUUCGCACGUAUAUGUGGGGUGUCAUAUAUCUGAGAAAUGUCGAACCGCCCAUAUGGUACGAUACAGACGUCAAGCUGUUCGAGAUCCAAAGGGUUUAGAUAAUAAUCACUAAAAGGUUCGUUAUCGCUCGCACUUGAAAUACUGUUUUAUUGGCAGUGCGCAAGGAGAUGAGUUUCGUCGAAUUCGUUAUUGUGUACCAUACAAGCGUUGUUCCUAUGAGUAUUAAUUAAAAUUGAAGGAUUCAGCACGAUUUACUUUUACAAGAGUUCGAGAAGAUAAACUUAGUUUCUUCAAUUUUAAAAUAAAUUUGAAAAUAACUAUAUUCAAGUAAACGUGUAUAAUUAUAAAGGACUCUAAAAUAAUUCUCGGAUUUCUCCGAGAUCUUAUACAAAUUUGUUUUAAAUAAUUAAUAGAAUUCUUUAGUUACCUGAAAUUUAAUUGAUUC
Messenger RNA from Pogonomyrmex barbatus (red harvester ant), 2806 nucleotides. Its product is annotated as protein HID1. Gene Ontology annotation, cellular component: Golgi trans cisterna; membrane; Golgi medial cisterna. Lineage: Eukaryota; Metazoa; Arthropoda; Insecta; Hymenoptera; Formicidae. The record is from RefSeq and is a predicted model, not a curated record.